AUGUAUAAAAUAAUAGUUAUAUUGAUCAUUCUUGGUUGUUGUCUGAUUGAUCAAUCACAACAAUAUGGUGAAUCAUAUGAUGGAAUCCGUCCAAGAUGGCAAGAACGUGAGGCACAUGCUUGGAUCAAUGCCAUCAGAAUGGCACCUCAACAGUUCACAAACAACUAUUAUCCAAGCUUGGUGAAUGAUCAAGCUAUGACUGAGGCAGUCUUCCCACCUGUCAAGCCAGUCUACUUUAGUUCGGUGGUGUAUGAAGCAUCAAAGGCACACUCUCAGGACAUGGCAACCAAGCAUUGUCUUGGCUUUAAUAGCUGUGAUGGCACCACGUUCGACGAUCGUAUUGACGCAAUGAUCACUCUGGAGUGUCAGGGUGAGCAAGUUGUCGAAGCCUACGCAUCGAUGAGUGAUCCAAAAGCAAUGCCCUUGUCAAAGUACUGGGUAUGUGAUGGCCUGACAUCGUCGCCGUGCAUCAGUGACGAGCAGGAGUACGUCAGCAGUAGCACUCAGUUCCGCGCCAAUAUCAUGAAUCCAAACAUGUCAGCAGGCGCCUUUGCCCACGACAUGGACACUGACUCUGACAACUCCAUCUGGACGAUGGACAUGACCGCUGGCAAUUGUCCAAGCAAUGAUUCACCCAUCUUUGGAGGCUCACACACAGUGGACUCUGUUGGAAUGGCGCGCAAUGUCACAUAUUUGGCCAACUGGUAUGGAUCCGCACCAAGCUCUGCCAAGCUGUACAUUCGCCCUAUCAACAUCACUCAACAGCCCGUGGCCUAUGACCUUUACAUGGGCUUGGGCAAUGCCACUGCUGGCACCUACAUGUAUAACUCAAUGCAGAUACCCGAGUGCGCACUCUACCUGUAUGAGUUCACAGUUGGCAACACCAAGUAUCGUUAUCCAACCACUGGCGCGUUGGCCACCAGCUUCUACUAUAGUUACUCCAACUCCAAUCCAUCGAUCUGUCCUGCAUGGGUCAGCACUGAUAUCUUCAACACAACACAGCCAUCAACAACAUCAUCAACAUCUACAACAUCAACAACCACCUCAACAACAUCUUCCAAUCCUACCACAACCACUUCAACUACUUCCACAACAAGUUCCAACCCAUCGUCGACAACAUCAACUACUUCCACUACUAGUGCCAACCCAUCAUUGACAACAUCCACUACAUCGUCGACAACUACAACUACAGCCAAUCCAUCACUUGGAUCAAUCACCGCGCCUGCAUCCAUUCCAGUGCUACUAUUCGUACUGCUCGUCUCAUUAAUG
Messenger RNA from Acytostelium subglobosum LB1, 1269 nucleotides. RefSeq lists its product as hypothetical. The record is from RefSeq and is a predicted model, not a curated record. The transcript has 2 exons. The annotation marks the transcript as partial. Lineage: Eukaryota; Evosea; Eumycetozoa; Acytosteliales; Acytosteliaceae.